This is a messenger RNA of Colletotrichum phormii, 1224 nucleotides long. RefSeq names its product calcineurin-like phosphoesterase. NCBI's taxonomy places the organism in Eukaryota, Fungi, Ascomycota, Sordariomycetes, Glomerellales, Glomerellaceae. Gene Ontology annotation, cellular component: cytoplasm. Gene Ontology annotation, molecular function: hydrolase activity, acting on ester bonds. The transcript has 2 exons. The record is from RefSeq and is a predicted model, not a curated record. Bases 1 to 1224 code for a protein of 407 amino acids.
AUGAGCUUCAGAGUGGCGACUUUCAUCCGGGCCUUAGCUGUGCUACCAGAAUUCUCUCAUCAAUCUCCAACACUGCAUCGCCGGGACAAAGCCUCAGAUCCACUGAGCUUCAGCAAAGAUGGCAACUUCAAAAUCUCGAUCUUUGAAGAUCUUCAUUUCGGAGAGAACGCCUGGGAUGCAUUUGGCCCUGCCGCAGACAAAAAGACUGUAGGUGUCAUCACCAAGGUACUAGACGACGCCAAGCCAGACUUGGUGGUACUGAACGGCGACCUCAUUACUGGCGAAAAUGCAUUUGCCGAAAACGCAACGUUCGUGCUUGAUCAGUUGGUGAAGCCAAUAGUCGAUCGGAGUAUCCCCUGGGCUAGCACCUACGGCAACCACGACUAUCAGGAAAACGUUACGGGAAGUGACAUCAUGGCGCGUGAGAAACAAUGGCCAAACUCUCGAACUCAAAAGAUGGUUAGCGACUCCAACGCUGGCGUAUCCAAUUACUAUCUCCCCGUCUAUGCUUCCGAUUGCACAAAAGAUGAUUGUACACCGGAACUGGUCCUGUGGUUCUUUGACAGUAGAGGCGGCUUCUAUUUCAUGCAGACCGAUAACAACGACGCGGCGAAACUGGUGGGUCAGCCCAAUUGGGUCGACGACAGCGUCGUCAACUGGUUCAAGUCGACCAACUCGGAUCUUAACAAGAAGUACAACAAGAACAUUCCCGGUGUCGCCUUCGUGCAUAUCCCGCCCAAGGCUUCAAGCGCCAUCCAAGCGCAGGGAAUCGACCCGGAGAAGAACCCUGGUAUCAACGACGAUUCUCCGCUUUCAUAUCAGGCUCAAGGCUGGUGUAAAGAUGGAAGUCAAAAAGAUUCCUGCGACUAUGGCGGACAAGACUCAUCGUUCAUGAAGGCGGUUGCUGAUAGCCCCGGCAUGAUUGGGGUCUUCAGCGGCCAUGACCACGGGAAUAGCUGGUGUACUAAGUGGAAAGGCUCUGUCAGCGGUGUUUCGGUUGACGGUACGGGUGUCAACUUAUGUUUUGGUCAGCAUACGGGCUAUGGCGGAUACGGGAACUGGAUUCGCGGUUCGAGGCAGUUGUCUUUCACCCGGGACAAGUUGUCAAAAGGGGAACUUGACACAUUUAUUCGAUUGGAGUCUGGCAACACUGUUGGAUCGAUUACUUUGAACUCCACAUAUGGGGAGGAUAAGUAUCCCACAACUCCAGACGACAGAACGUGA